UGUCCGAAGCACUGAAGCAGCCCUUUUUCAGGUCCCACUGGAGUAAAUCUUCACCAAAAAUUAUGGUGCUUUAUCUGAGAGCAGCCCUAAUUGGGGCAGUCAUCUGCUAUCUGACAGAUGUAACGUCAGCACAAGACAAAAAGAUUGAUAUUCUGGAGCGAGAACUGAUUGAGGAGGUUAUGAGAUUUGCAAAGGAGAAAGGAGAAGGAGCGGUCAAGGAAAAGAAAAAACAGAGGAAACUUUUCUUUGAUAGUGGUGUAGACAAACACAACCAUGGAAAUAGUGUAAGACAGCUUCACCAGCUGAAGAUGUCAAGUCCCGAGACUCGGGCGAAAGAGGAAUACGCCAUUCAGUCAUUGGCUGCAACCAGGGAACUCCAACAGCUAACUGGCCUGAGCCUGCAGGAGAUCCAGUAUUCGGAAGAGAUCGUGUCGGAGUGGCGAAGGCAGACACAGUGCCCGAGCGUAAUAACGGCGCCUCAAUGUCCGACGACCAGAUCGUUAUACCGCACCAGCAACGGUCAAUGUAAUAACCUUCAGAACCCGGACUGGGGCUCAGCCGGCAUCUCACAGAGACGCUAUCUCGAGGCCAAAUACAGCGACGGUAUCGGUUUACCUAGAAACAUGAGCAGCAGAGAUUCCAUUGCACUGCCUAGCGCUCGCGUUGUCAGCAACGUUCUGUUUGUAAACACGAGUUCACAAAGAACAGAUAGCGAGAUGUCUCUAAUGGUUAUGGCAUGGGGACAGUUUCUGGACCACGACAUCACACUCACACCCACUGCGGCAGGUGAAGAAGGAUCACAAAUUGAUUGCUGUGACACGACCGGUUCCGCAAGAGACGAGUGUUUCCCAAUAACCAUCCCGACGAAUGACCAACAUUUUAGGACCAAUUGUAUGUCCUUUGUAAGGUCGUCCGCCGCUGUGGACUCUUGUGAUCCAGCUAUGCGACAGCAGACAAAUGCUAUCACGUCAUUUGUGGACGGGUCUAACGUGUACGGAUCUUCCGCAGCUGAGACCACUAAUCUCAGACAAUUCCGCAAAGGAAAGCUGAGGUCUUCGCAAGGAAACCUGCCCCCAGCUGGAAGUGAGGACUCAUGUAUUGUGUCUACGACAGGGGAUUUUUGUAUCGAAACGGGUGACGUCCGAGCUAAUGUUAUACCACAUCUCGGAGCAAAUCACGUGCUGUUCUUCCGAGAACACAACCGUAUUGCCAAUGAGUUGUCUACCUUGAAUCCGCAGUGGAACGACGAGAAGACGUUUCAGGAGACACGGAAAAUAGUAUCUGCGCUUCUCCAGCAGAUAACGUACUACGAAUGGUUACCCAGCAUCCUGGCACCAGAAUUUCUGGAGAUUUACAACCUAAAGCGUUCAAAUAGAGAUCCGUACAGCGCAAGCGUAGACCCCACCAUUAAGAACUCGUUCGCAGUGGCGGCAAUGAGGUACGGACACUCUCUUGUGAGCGGGUUCCAGGCAUUCCUGCUCCACGACUACAUGACAUACGAAGUAAAGCCCAUUGAAGAGACGUUCUUUAAACCCUCCAUGGUCGUAGGUAACAGCGGAAAUGAUGUUCCAAUGCUUGCACGGUGGGUCUGCGCAAACGAAUCAAUGAAAAGAGACAGGAUUUUGGAGCGCGGUAUCCGUGACCUUCUGUUCCUCGAUUCUGAAGGUCACAGCUUUGACCUUGGUGCAUUAAACGUCCAGAGAGGACGAGACCACGGUGUACCAUCCUACAAUGACUGGCGCGAGUGGGCGGGACUCCCCAGGGCAACGGCAUUUAGUCAGUUAUCGGAGCAUUCUAAACGGGAGAUCCGUUUAUUGCAAAAUGUUUACAACCAUGUGGACGACAUCGAUCUUUUCGCCGGCGGUAUCUCUGAGAGGGACGUUAGUGGCGGUCACCUAGGACGAGUUUUCAGCCAUAUCUUUGCACGUCAAUUCUCAGAACUGAAGGCUGGGGAUAGAUUCUUCUAUGAAAGGCCCACAGCGGAAGGAUUCACCAAGGACCAAUUGGCAGAAAUCAGAAAAGUGAAGUUGUCCAAAGUCAUGUGCGAAAACUUCGGAAUCGAUUUGAUUCCAGAAAACGUCUUCAAGAUGGUUGGCAUUGCCAGGACAAAGAAAUCGUGCGAGUCACUGCCUGGUAUGGAUCUAUCUAAGUGGAAAUCUGGAAACUGAAGUGGAAGUGAUAGUGGAAAUGGUAGUGGACAUGGAUGUGGAGAUGAUAACACUAUAGGAAAACGGAGUCCAUAGCUGUAGUGGAGGAAGUGGCAAAAAGAGACCAACAACGAUGACCAAUUAUAUAUUUAAAUAUCACUGUGCAGGUGACUUGACAUCUGGUGAUGAAGACAAUACCAGACAUCAAAAUUUUCAAUAAACUACAUGUUAAGUGUUGACAAAAGCCUGAUAAAGAAAGCAUGUCUGUACGUCUGUCUGGCACCACAACUUAUCAAAGAAAACCAUUAUAAAUCUUGGUGUUUGUGGUGAACCGUACUUCGUCUUAUUUGUAGAAUCGUAUUACAUAUUGAUUUUAAACCCUGGUUAUAAGUUCGUGGUAAUUAGCAAUAUUUUAUUUAGUCCCAUUAUCCAGUAUAUGAAAGGUUAUUUAAAUGCUUAAACCUAUUUGUAUUUCGUUCUUUAAAAAAAAAAAAUACGAAUAAUUUAAUUUUGGCUAUCUCCCCCAUAAUUAUUUUUUUGGUAU
Messenger RNA from Mizuhopecten yessoensis (Yesso scallop), 2691 nucleotides. RefSeq names its product chorion peroxidase-like. The transcript has 15 exons. Gene Ontology annotation, biological process: response to oxidative stress. The record is from RefSeq and is a predicted model, not a curated record. Bases 63 to 2168 code for a protein of 701 amino acids. Gene Ontology annotation, molecular function: peroxidase activity; heme binding. NCBI's taxonomy places the organism in Eukaryota, Metazoa, Mollusca, Bivalvia, Pectinida, Pectinidae.